Molecule: messenger RNA, 1798 nt
Organism: Drosophila pseudoobscura
Lineage: Eukaryota; Metazoa; Arthropoda; Insecta; Diptera; Drosophilidae
Gene: Cpr78Cb
Product: Cuticular protein 78Cb
Exons: 3
Coding region: 730-1149 (139 amino acids)
Cellular component (GO): chitin-based extracellular matrix
Molecular function (GO): structural constituent of chitin-based larval cuticle
Source: RefSeq, a predicted model, not a curated record
GAAUCAGUCUUCGAUUGGCUUUUCUGAGCUAUAGAACCCUUGCCGUUAUUCCAUUCGACACGGAACUGUUUCCGCCAAUUGUAUCUGCUCAGAGAUCCAGAAUAAUCAAAACAAUACGAUAUCGGAACUUCUUGCCAUCAUAAAUUUGAAUUCAAAUUGGGUACGGAUCAGCGAGAACUCGAGCUACUUAGCACAUCUGAAUACUCAGAGAUGUCUGCAGAAACUACCGCUGACGUAUGGGAUCAUCAAAUAUGAAUAAACAGACAUUGGAUUGGCUCAGAGAGGAACGGAAAUGAAUGACUUUACUGAAUGAGCGUGACCUGUUAUCAAGCAAGAAUAGUUGUGUAGCCCCAGCCCCAUCCUCAGACCCAGAUUCAGAUUCAGACCCAGCUACAUCCACAGACCCCAGACCCAAGAGAUACAGCUACAGAUACAAAAGAUGGAGCCAACGAUUAUUGGCAUUUGGUUAUGCUUAUUAGAUUUUCGUCGUUUUCGCUUUGCCUCUAUGUUUUCCUCAUAUAAAUUUGAAUUCACGCGCUCGCCGGAUUGGCAGUACGGUGGCUAACUUUGAACCUCGCAGACGUCUUUCGUUCGGACUGAGAUCGGUGGCAGAUCUUUUAUCGCUGUUAAAUAUCGAAAUUAAUCAAUUUGAUUGGGGAAAUCCGCUUCAACUCUACCGAAAGUGUAUUUUUUUUAUGCCGAGUGCGAAAAUAUAAAACAAAGGAAAAUAUGCGAUAUUUUAUCAUGGCUCUGUUGUGCCUGGCCCUUCUUUGGGCCGAAUUAGAUGCCAGGCUGGUGCGGAUACGCCGCAUUCGUCGGCUGGUGGGCUCCAGUGAGCGAGAUGCCCAGAUCACGGAUUACCGGGUCUCGCCGCUGGACGAGCAGGGAGUCUUCAAGUACGCCUUCAAGACAAGCAAUGGCAUCGAUGUCCAGGCGGCGGGCACUGCCCUGGAGACCAUUGGCAUCUACAGCUACACCUCGCCCGAGGGCGAGGACAUCGAAACGCGCUACAUAGCCGAUGAGCUGGGCUUCCAUGUGGUGGGCAGACACCUGCCCCAGCCGCCACCCACUCCGGACUACAUCCUGCGAUCCCUCGAAUACAUUCGCACCCACACGGAGGAUGGCAAGCUGAAGCCCAAUGUGUUCUAAAGUUCCUGCCACCCGCAUCCCCAUGCACAUCUACAUGGAAACUUGUGUCCAAGAAGAAGGCUGAUCAUACCAUAGCAUGUAGUAAUCCAAUCCAUAAUAUAAUCCAGCACUAGGCCUAGACUAAGUUGUUGCUAGAUCUUGUAAGCCAUCCAUUCCACUGCGCAAAUGUGUUGUCUGUCGUUCCGCUCGGGGUAUAAAUCAAUUCAUCCAUUGAUUCUUCCGCACUAUCCUAUCCCAUAAUUUAUUAUGUUUACACCCAAAAUGAGCAAACAAAGCCAAGCCCAAAUAUGAUAUUUGUUUGAUGUCCGCAUAGAAUGACCCUAACGAAUUCUGUAUUUUUUUUUUGGGUUUUUGUUAUCUGCAAACAUUUUUUUUUUAUUUAUCUCCGCGUCUGAUUAAUAUUUAUGUCUUUUCUCAGAUAUCGGAAUUUGAAAACUGGAUGGAAUUAGAAUGCGAUUCUAUGUGGAUAGCUUUCGAUAACUUGAUAAUAGGCGGGAUUUUCUUUCCGGGUAACAACCUACUCUUCUCUCUCAACCAGAGGGCCAGAGAAACAUUUGCCAAGUUUUGAAACAAGUUCGGCGGGUUCGAAUAUAAAUACCAUUCACAAAUAACUCUUAAGCGAUCCAAAUAAAUAAUGCAAAUUGAGAAA